Macrosteles quadrilineatus (aster leafhopper) is the source of this 4541-nucleotide messenger RNA. Its product is annotated as kinesin-like protein KIF3B. The record is from RefSeq and is a predicted model, not a curated record. Gene Ontology annotation, molecular function: microtubule binding; ATP binding; microtubule motor activity. NCBI's taxonomy places the organism in Eukaryota, Metazoa, Arthropoda, Insecta, Hemiptera, Cicadellidae. The transcript has 15 exons. The coding region runs from base 290 to 2566 and encodes 758 amino acids. Gene Ontology annotation, biological process: microtubule-based movement.
GCCCAAACCUCAAAACCAAAUCCAAAUCCUAAUACAGGCCUAUCUCCUAGCUGAACCUGCAAGUUCUAGUUCUAUACAUAUAGAGAAUACAGAUUUGUUAGUUAAAUAAUCCACCCUAAACGUUUUUGUUGGAAAUAUAUCAGUAACCCUUACAGUAAAAUGUGCAAAUAGCAGUUCUCAAAUUGAAAUAAAAUGUAUAAGUAGUGCUGCUCGAUUAAGUUUUGAAUUCUAUUGCUUCUUUCCAAAGAUGUUAAUAAAGAUAAUCUAAGACCUGAUCUGUGGCCUGAUCAUGACAUCGGUGGAAGAGAAGAUUUCAAAACUACGUUGCAUUUUGGAAAAUCUAAACCUUCCAACUAUACGGCAACCCAUAAGAAAUGAAAAAGUUCAAGUGGUAGUUCGGUGUCGGCCGAUGAAUGAGAAAGAGAAGUCCAAAGGCCACCUGAGCGUAGUAAAGUGUUUUCCUUCGAGAGGCGUUGUCGAAAUAUACGACCCUAAAUAUGAAAAAUUGGACCAGUGUAAGAUGUUCGCAUUUGAUGCGGUUUACGACUGGAACUGCACCCAGCAAGAAAUCUACGAUGAAACCGUUAGACCUCUUGUCAAUGCAGUUCUUAGUGGCUUCAAUGGCACUAUUUUUGCCUACGGACAGACAGGAACUGGAAAAACAUACACCAUGGAAGGAACGAAGAGUGAUGAAAACGCCAAAGGAAUCAUUCCAAAAACAUUUGACCAGAUUUUUGACCACAUCUCCAGAUCUCAAAAUAUGCAGUAUUUAGUGAGAGCUUCAUAUCUCGAGAUAUACCAAGAUGAAAUAAGAGAUCUGCUUGACAAAAACCCUAAGAAAAAAUAUGAGUUAAGAGAGAAUAAGGAAAUGGGUGUUUAUGUGAAGGACGUGCAAUCAUUUGUGUGCAAGAGUGUGAAGCAGAUUGAGCGGAUAAUGGCAGCAGGCAAUCAAAACCGAACUAUUGGAGCUACAGAUAUGAACGAGAGGAGUUCAAGAUCUCACGCAAUCUUCAUCAUUACGGUAGAGAUGAGUGAUACUAUGGGACCUCUGGAGAACAGAGUGAGGGUGGGAAAGUUGAAUCUGGUAGAUCUAGCUGGCAGUGAACGUCAGAACAAGACCAACUCUGAGGGAAAAAGGUUGAAAGAGGCCAGCAAGAUCAACCUGUCACUGACGGCCCUGGGUAAUGUGAUAUCAGCGCUUGUUGAUGGCAAGGGACAACACAUCCCUUACAGAGAUUCAAAACUCACUCGACUUCUCAGAGAUUCACUGGGUGGCAACUCUAAAACUCUGAUGGUGGCGAACAUCGGUCCUGCUAGUUACAACUAUGACGAGAGCUUGAACACCUUGCGUUACGCCUCCAGAGCAAGAAACAUCAAGAACGAACCUCGAGUCAACGAAGACCCAGUAGACGCUCUCCUCAGGAAAUACCAGGAAGAAAUUAAGAGACUAAAGACUCAACUCGCUGAGAGAGCAGCACAAAAAGAACAAAGACACAAAAGUGGAAAGAAGAAGAGGUCAAGUGCUAAAAUGGACGAUUCCAUAAUAUCAAACGCCUCCUCUGACUUAUCUGACACAAUUAAAGACGAAGACAAUAUUUUGACUGAAGACAAUGAACUGAGGAAGAAAUCGGAUGUGGAGAAAGAGCACGUGGAAGAAUUGAUGAAGCGUAUUCAGUCGAUGGAGAGCAAGUUGCUCCGAGGUUCCACGAGCAUUCUGGACCACACUAACGAGCAGCAGCGAGCUUUGGAGGCUCGGGAGAGAGAGAUCCAUGAGAGGAAGCAAAGAGAGCAGGAAAUACAGCAGAUGCUUGAAAUGCAAGAAGAAACUGCUGAAGAAAUCAAAGAAGAGUAUUCAAAUUUACAGCAAGAGGUAGAAUUCAAAUCAAAGAAACUGAAGAAGCUCUACCAUAAACUACAAAACAUUCAGCAGGAAAUUCAUGAUGUAACUGAAGAAUUCAAUACAGACCGAAGAGAGCUUGAAAUGACUCAAAAUGAACUCCUAAAGGAUUUAAAAUUAAGGUUAGUCAUCAUAGAAAAUUUCAUUCCCCAUGAAGAAAGGAGGCGUAUUCUGUCGAGGUUGUUUUACGAUGAAGGUUUAGACGCUUGGAAGGUGAUGCCUGAGUCAGAACCAGUGCAAGUUCUACCCAAACCGCAAUGUGUUGAGAACAUGCGUAAACCUGUUUCUCUCUACACUGCCUUCACUCUGAGGAAAGUUAACCAGAUGUACCGAGCUGACCGUACCCCAGAAAAUAUGGAGAAAACUUUCCGUUUCAAGGGUGAAAACAUUUUGGAAUUGGAGUUGGUUAGCCCACUGAGAACUACUCGGGAUUACGAGAGUCCGAAAAUGUCACCAGUUCUCAAGUCGAUAUUCGAAGCUGCUCUGCAAGUCGAAGAAGACAUAGAUGUUGAUGCAGCCAGCCCUUCUUUGAGGAUGAAUUCUUCCAGAUCCAAGUCAGCUGUGGGGAGAACAGGAAUUGUGCCCCCUCGUACUGUGCCCAAGCAGUUCAAGGGAGCCCUGAAUCCAGCACCCGUCUACCCGAAAGCACGGGGUUGGGUUCCUAAAUAACAGAACAUUCUUUAACGGUUAUAUUAUUAAGUUUUAACUACAAGUUUCUAUUGUUUCUAGUCUUAGUCAGAGUUAAGAACAGUCAUGUUACUAAUACUCAUCAGGCAAUUGUGAUUUUGUUAUUUGUAUUAUGCUCUUUUAGGCUGUACGAGUGUUGAACCAAAGGAUAAGUCUGAAAAUAGUUUGGCCUGGACAAACCAAUUAUUCAAACGUAUGUUUCCUUAACACGUUGAGUGCGGCAUGCGACACCGUAACAGCAAACACAAUUGGCAUUCAAAUAUUUUAAUCUGACGAAUAACAAAAGAGCAGAGGUGAUUGUACUACGUUACCCCUAGAUUGGACGUAGUUCUCUGAAACACCCUAAGGUAGCAGCACUGCCUGGAUCAGUAAUCAGUAUCUUUGUAAUGUGGCUUGAAGAGAGAAAAUCCCCAAAACCGGGACAAAAGCAUUUCCCACAGGAUUUUACGGGAAAUUUUAGUACCAACCUUCACCAAAAUAAAGCUCACCUUCUAAACUACAGGCUAGCAACGAUUAUAAUAUAACGUUCCCCAGCAAUGGCUGAGCUCAAACUAAACUAAUGUAGUGGAGGUUGCAAAUACAUCAAUUGGUGUAGGCCGAUAGGAGCGCUCGUGGCAAUUGAUGUAGUCAGCACUCAACGUGUUAAUUACAUUAUCAUCUAACGGUAACCAAAUUCACUUACCUUUAGAAAAAAAUUCCUCCAAGAGACGAUUUUCGCUCCAUUGAUCUUAUAUAUGCAAUGAUUCUUAGUUGCAUAAAUACAUUUUUGUAGUUGCAUUCAAUAAGCAACAUUUCAAAUCACCUAUAAGCUCAAAAGUAAAACUCAACAAUAGUGUGUUGCUUCCCCUACCUCGUACAGUCUCAGAGACAAUACUUUUUAUUAUGUUUUUUUCUUAAUUUAUAUUUUUUUGUUAUGAUUGUCUAAUGAAGCCAAAGGUUUGAUUUUAAUAAGGAAUUACAGGGUCCUCAAAAAUUCUGGGGACUGAAUUUUAUUUUCUAACUAUUGCAGAUGAUGCAUUGAAGAGUCAAAGAUUGGAGCUAUGAACAAAAGUACUUUACCUAUACAUCUACUUUUUAAACAAAUAUCAAUUUCUUCUAUCAUACUGGGGACGGUUCACAAGGAGUCGGAAGGAAAUCUUUUGGGGAUGAACCUUUUGAGGUUGAGUUUGCAAGUUCUUAUUUGUAAACCCUUUUUGCAUCAUCUGCCAUGGUCAAAAAAUACAAUGCAAUUCCCGGACUUUUUUAGGACCAUGUUUGUUUCUUGUCAUGUGUAGACUUUCAGCUGUAUACAUACCUUCUUCCUCAUCAUUAAACAUAUUUAUGAUUAUUCCUAGGUUAUACAUUCUGGAAGGCACACUUAUUUUCACUCACUUAGGACUAUUUUCUCCACCUGUCAGUUGCUUCGUUUUUCAUAUAAACUUAUGGUUUCAUGCUCUUCUGAACAAGUAUGUGUAGUAAAUGUUGUAAAUACACACCUUUGUUUGUCUCUCAACUAACUAAUUUAAUUGUUGUAUAAAAAUGCAUUUAUAUUUUAUUAACUAUACGUUCACUACUAAAAAAGUUAAUCUCUUUUUAUGAUUCUUUGACUACAUUGUUUUGUACGACUGCAAAAGAGGAAUAGUUUAGUUACCAUUUAUAGUUCAUGUUACCAGUGAGUUGAUAUUUAUUUUUAUUUAUUUGUUAUAUUUUUGUUAUGAAGCAUUGUUGUGCUACUCCGGUUGAGCUUUUGCAGUAUCGUUUGGUAACAGUUUUGUUUAUCUUUGCCUCAAUUAAUAUUUAUUUAUGUUUUGAUUCAGUAUUUUCAGUUAUUUUGUGGUACUAUGAACAUUUCCAUGACAUUCCAUGUGCUUUGUAAUUUUUUUUAUUUAGAAUUGCAAGAACUGUUAAAUUAUUAAGUUUGCUAAAUCAAAAUUGUAAGUUGUAAUGUUGUUAGUACCAAAUAAAAUUUUGUACUUAA